CACUUCAAAUUCUCUUCGUUGUGUGUUUUCUAAUUUAUUUUGUCGUUUAUGGAGUGGAGGAGAGGGCCCUUGAUUGGCCGCGGCUCCACCGCCACGGUGUCGCUGGCAACGGUGGUUCCUUCCGGCGAGGUUAUAGCGGUGAAGUCCACGGAGCUUUCAAAAUCUGAGUUUUUACAAAGAGAGCAAAAAUUCUUGUCCAAAAUGAACUCUCCUUACAUAGUUAAGUACAGAGGCUUCAAUGCGACAGAAGAAAUGUACAAUCUUUGCAUAGAUUAUGCGCCCGGUGGUUCACUUUUCGAUGAAAUUCAAAGGCACGGAGGAAGAUUAAAUGAGCAGAGGAUCAAAUUCUACACGAGCCAGAUCCUCAAAGGCUUGAAUUAUCUUCACACGAAAGGAUUAGUGCAUUGUGACAUCAAAAGCAAGAAUAUUUUGAUAGGCAAGGAUGGUUUUGCAAAGAUUGCUGAUCUGGGUUGUGCUAAAUUCGGGGAAAAUUUUGAUGACAAUGAAGAUUUUGCAAGGUCAGAAUUUUCCGGUACACCGGUGUUCAUGGCGCCGGAGGUGGCAAGGCGAGAGGAACAAGAGUUUGCUGCUGAUAUAUGGGCUGUUGGGUGCACAAUUAUUGAAAUGGCCACUGGCACUAACCCGUGGCCGGAGCUGAGUGACCCGGUUUCCGCCCUUUACCGGAUCGGAUUCUCCGGCGAGGUACCCGAGACGCCGCGUUGGAUUUCGGUGGAGGGGAAAGACUUCUUGAGCAAGUGUUUGAGAAAAGAUCCCAAUGAAAGAUGGACAGCCAAAGAGCUUCUUCAACAUCCAUUUGUUAGUGAAGUGAUUGAGUCCCAUAAUUGCUUCAAUGAAGAAAAUAUGACUUCUCCCUGCACAGUUCUUGAUCAUGGCAUUUGGGAUUCUUCAUUGGGCCUGAAAAUAUCUACAUAUCAAGUUUGUUCUUUGAAUUCGCUAGGUGAGAAGAUUCAGAAAUUGUUUGGAAGUGCAGCAAAUUGGAGGGGGGAUGAUGAAGAUUGGAUCACAGUCAGAAGCAAUGAGGAUCAAGAGUCAUCAACUGUAACAAGAUCAGAUUUUGAUUUUGAUUUUGAUUCUGCAGGAGAAGUUCAAAGUUCAAUUUUUUAUGCAGAUUUGUUGUUGCAAUCCUCUUUUGAAAGUGCUACUUCUUGUAAAGAUGAUUCUGUAUUGGAAAAUGUAUGUUUUGAGACAGAUAUUAAUGAAGAUUCAUGUUUGCUUCAAUCUGAGUUGUAUUUUUCUGUAGUAUUUUUACUUGAGACUGCAAUUUUCUGGUUUGAUUUUGGUUUCUUCUCUGUUGCUGUGAUGAGUUUGAACUCAACAGAGCCUUCUCACGGACUUUUCAAGUGUGAACAGAGGAGAACUUUUGAUUUUGACACCAAGUCCAAGAAAGUCUAUGAACAUGAUCCAAAUUAGAUGGCUAAAAUUGGC
Molecule: messenger RNA, 1446 nt
Organism: Mangifera indica (mango)
Lineage: Eukaryota; Viridiplantae; Streptophyta; Magnoliopsida; Sapindales; Anacardiaceae
Product: mitogen-activated protein kinase kinase kinase 18-like
Exons: 1
Coding region: 49-1431 (460 amino acids)
Biological process (GO): protein phosphorylation
Molecular function (GO): ATP binding; protein kinase activity
Source: RefSeq, a predicted model, not a curated record